This is a messenger RNA of Saccharomycopsis crataegensis, 1764 nucleotides long. RefSeq lists its product as uncharacterized. The transcript has a single exon. The record is from RefSeq and is a predicted model, not a curated record. Lineage: Eukaryota; Fungi; Ascomycota; Saccharomycetes; Ascoideales; Saccharomycopsidaceae. Bases 1 to 1764 code for a protein of 587 amino acids.
AUGAUAUCAUCUUUUGAGGCGUCCUUGAAGCACUUACAAGAUCUCAAGUCACCCGUGAAACAUAACGGGUUUACCAGUAACGCCUUUAGUGAUGGCUUCGAGAUGGUACCAAUAAAUUUGACCGCUUUAGAUAAGACUUCAUUAUACAUGGGAGACAAGAAAAUAUAUAUGAAUAUUAGAAAAAGAACAUAUAAAGACGGCGUGCAUCCUAAGGCGAAAAAGAAACCAUCGAAUAAUAAAAAUAAGCGUGGUAAAGCUAAUAAGCCUCGAUCGGUGGCUCCAGAUCAAGAAUCUGAUUCAGAUCAACCUGUUGCAAAACAUAAUAAAAACAAUGGCCGUGCCAAACCAAGCAAGACAACAGGGAAUAGGAGAAACCAUUGGACAAAAAACAGGCCAGCUGUUGGAGAGCAAGGCUCUGAUUCAGAACAACUUACUCAACGUCCUUCUGCUAAAAAGAUCAUUGAUAUAGAUGGUAUCGCAAAUAUGAAAGUGUUACCGGUGGAUGACCAGGGGAAACCAAUUCAACUAGUAUAUAUUGAUUCACAAUCAGAGGAUGAAUCUUCAGAUGACUAUGAAGAUGCGGCACAUAACACUAGAGCCAAGCUGAAUGCUAAUAGAUAUGGCAUGGACUCCAAAAUGUCGUCGCAAGAGUCAGAGUCAGAUACAAGUUCAAGACGGUCGUAUAUUGCCAGUGAUUCUAUAAGCAAGACAAGCGAUGAUGAUAUGGAAAUACCCGAUUCUCGCAAAGGAAAUCGUAAUAUGGCGUCGUCGAAAUUUUUGUCUGCCACAACCCAAGCUAAUAAGAGACGGGCAGAUGAAGCAUUUGAAAGAUCUCCAAUUAGAAAAGAAAUUCAGAAAAAGAAAAAAGAAAAACCGCGUCUUGGCAAGAGUCUUAGAGAUAUUCUUAAAGAGAAAUCCAUCCUUUUACAAGACGAGCCUAUUGAGAAAAAGGCCCGCACCAGGCAAGAUAAGGAUGCAGCGCUUAUUGAUUCUCUAUUAUCUGACCAAGUUUCAGAUACCGACCUACCAUCACCAAAAAGGAAUUUCCGUACUCCAAGCCCUGUUAAAUUACUGGUACUGUCUUUGAAGGGAAAAUUAAACAAAGAUUCCGACACUGUUCCUGUUAAGACACCAAAAAAUAAGGCUCCAGCGCCUAGGUGGUCAAAACCCGGAAGAAACACAUCCCCAAUAAAAUAUGGCAGCGCUGACUCCAAAAUUGGAGGUGCAAAGAGUAUACAUAAUACUGCUCAAGAAGCAAAACCACUGACAAAACCACGCCCUCAGAAACUCGCUAGUAACAAUAUAAGUAAUCGUGAUACGAAUGGUAUCAAGGUGAAUAAACCAAUCUCACUGUCAGUACUACAUGAUACUUCCAACUCAGUGUCAGUCAAAAAUACUAUCUCAGAUAAAAGCGUUCUUAAGAAUGGAGUUGAGAAAUUAACAUCCCCUUCCCAAGGGGAUCUUCAUGAUUCCCAGAGAUUAACCAAACCAUCCAAUGGAUACUCUCAAAAGAUCAAACAAUCACCACAAACAGAAUCAAGUUCUCUGGUAUCAAUAUUACUCAAAGAUAACCCAGAUUUGCUUGUCCAGGCAUAUGAAAUUUAUAAAGAUACAAUUAUUGAUCUUAUUGAAGUUCAAAAGUGUGCUACGAAUCGGAAUGGACAUCGGGGUGAUGAUUAUUUUGCGAAACUUAAUUCUUUUACUAAGAAAAUGGACCGGGCCAAGAAGAUGGUGGAAAUGGAGAAGCACAGAUUACUGGAGUAG